GCGAAUUAUUACAACAAAAAAGGUACACAAUACAAAAGUACAAAAGGAAGUGGUUAAGUGGUUAUUUAAAUUGCUUUGAAACUCAAGUAGAUUCUAAUUCAGAGAAAAAUUAUGAGAAAUUUAAUGCACCAUCAACCUGUUAAAUCCGUUAUAAAAAAUUGGUAAUAAAAUGGAGUUGUAGUCGAAAGUGGAUUGUAAUAUAAUCAACCCUGUUUAUGUCAUGGGAUUUUGUAGGAAAAGACACUUGUUUCUUUCAUUAUGUAUUCUUCAAAUGAUAACGGUUGUAGAAAGGCAAGUGUUCGAUUUUUUGGGUUUUCUGUGGAUACCAAUACUGGUGAACUUCUUUGAACUUAUUUUUAUAAUUUUUGGAUUUUUUGGAGCCUAUCAGUAUAGACCCAAGUAUAUUGUUGCUUAUCUUUCGUGGCACUUGUUUUGGAUUGCAUGGAAUAGUUUCCUAAUAUGCUUGUAUCUUGAUGUUGCAGGACUUGAUCAUCAAACCAACAAAGUGCUUAAAUUAGACCAGACAAGCGACAGCUGGUGGAAAAAAAAUGGAAUGGGGUGUAAGGUUGCUGAUGUUGAGGAUCUCAAAUACGAAGGAUGUUUAGUUGAUUAUAGAUAUAUGGAAAUAUUUCAUUCUGGACUACAAGUAGUUAUAACGAUUCUAAGCGGUAUUGUCAGUAUUUGUCUCAGCAGGACAUUUAUGGAAGAGGAUGACACCUCAUCGCAUAAAUCAACAAGGAAACAUUCAAAGCAGCGCAUGUCAUUAUACUCAAUAGAAUUCAGCUCCCAAUUGGAUAAUCGACCUGGUGAGAGUGACAACGAAUUUGAUCAUAUGCCAUCCUCACCCAAACCAAUGACACCUCGCCGUGUAAAAAGAAGAAGUGUUAUGCAAAGAGGUUCAUCAGGAAGGCAUAGCACUAGCAGUAGAAGACAAACUCAUUCUAGAUCAUCUACAAGGAGUUCUAGAAGAAUGCAAAAUCCUGUAACAAAACUCUUAGAGCAACAGCAAAAGUGCCAGGCCUAUGAAAGCACUACUAGCCAAUCGCCAAUCGAAUCUCCUUUGCCAAAUUAUUAUGUUAAUUCUACAAGUUCAAUUAAUAAUACUGCCAACUGGCAAGGUCCAAUGGGUCAUACUAACCCUUCCUAUCAACAAUCUACUACCUCCCUAAAUGAAGAUUUUGAUGAACUCUACAAUAAUAGACCCCCUUCAGUUAGAUCUAGCUACUCCAACUUUCACGGUGCCAGAGCCAAUUAUUCUCCGCCGAAACAGUAUCAUCACAGUCUCGCAACCCCACAAGUUCCCCAGAAGAGGGGAAACCCUGCAAGGAAUAGUAUGAGAAAUAUGACGUUUUUACAUAAUGGGCCUCCUGCAUAUACUAUACAAGGAGCUAUGAUGGGUGACAAUGAAACUCCGAUGUAAAUACAUAGGUCAUCUCAUUUUGAAUAAUACUUUGUUUUACAAGUUUCAUAAAGCUAUGGCUCACAUUCCAAUUUCUUGAAAUAUGUAAAUUAGGUCUGUUGUCACAGCAGUUUCUGACAGUUUGCAACCUGUUAGAAAGCAUCAUCCAUACAUGUAUAUGUACCUACGUGCAAUUGGAAAGCAACAUUUUAACAUUUUUUUGCGGACAUUGUUUUGUGUUUAUAUGAGUAGAGUGAAGAUUAAAGGCAAAUGCAAUAAUGAGGAAAAAUUGCAAUAUUAUGAAAAGUUGAAGUUUGAAGCGAAUUUUUUAACAAAAAUACCAUUAUAAACUGGUAGAUUACUUUUUAAAUUGUUGACAUAUCGGGUUUUCAACAAAACCUUAUAUGUAUUUUGGGAUUAUUUGAUCUUGAAUAUUCACACUGGACUAUCUAAAAUAUAAAUAGAUAAAAACGCAUUCCAAAGGACUCAUAAUAACUCUUCCUGUUGUCCAUAUCCAGUUAAUUAUUGGGAUACCCUAAUAUCGUGAUUGAAGACAAAACAUGACAAUGCUGAAUCGGGUAAAAAAUGCUCACCCUAUUAAAAAUAGAUGAAAAUGAAUAUCAAUGAUUUAAGUUAAACUGUAGAAUGCAAAACAAUCUGCCACCGAGUCCAACCACUCAGGCUUUUAUACAGAAAGACGUAAGCGGCAAACUAGUAAGAAUAAGUAAGAUUCUGUCAAUUUGUUGAAAUGCCAAAACGUCAAAAUGUAUUUUCACUUUGAGUAGGUAGUGAAAGUUUCUGAGUGUUGGGGGUUCAAAUACUAAUAAUUUAGCUAAAAAAAAGUUUAAGAAACCAGAGGUAAAAUUUAAUACAUAGGGAUAUGGGCAUUUGUAAAAUCUUUGAAUGUAUCACCAUGUGACAACAUGCUGAAUUUUUUCCUAUUUUGAGAAGGUAAGCCUAGUUCUCAUAGUUCGGAAUUAUGCAUUCCAUUGGUAGGUGAACGUCAACUUUAUCAAAUAAUUUAGCAGCUAAAUAAAGAUAUGUAAUGAGGAAUGUUUGGACAAAGACAAAUAUUGGAAACCCGCACAAAAGCUAAAAAUGGUUCAAAUUUGCAUUUUACCACCAACGAAUUAAAAAAAAAAACCGCAUCUUCAUCUUGACAACGAGGCUUUGAAACUCCUAACAAACUGUAUGUAAAACAAAGUUGUGGUAGUAUCAAAAUCGUCUUGCCAAUGUUUAAUAUUUAAAACGCACAUGAUGUCAACCAAAAAUUGUGUUCCUAUAGAACCUGUUGAAUUUCGAUUAUCUCUGCGUCGGCGGCCUUUUAAAGUAGUGCGAAUGGUCAGUCUCGCCAGACCUUCAGAUGAUCUACUAAGUAUAGGCACAGAAUGUAUAGGCGCUCAGCCAAGACAUCUGCGGGUGAGCGAACACAUCACGUGGAACAGAGCUUAGAGUGAUCAUUCUCAUCCUAUUUAUGUUUGGUGUUACUUUGAUGUAACAUGGAAGGAAUGUGUGGAUGAGAUGUUUGAAUUAAAGAUGUUUUAUUACAAUUUCUGGCUUGUCAACGAAUCAUCUGUUUUUUCCUUUUGCUAAUGAAUGUGUUGAUAAUAUCUGCAAUGAUGUUAUGCGAUGGUCUUGAAAUAAAUCGAGACAAUAUUAUGAAUUUACAUAAUACUACUAUAAGUAUUAAGUUAGUUAUAAAUUAUAAUAUUAGUACAUAUUUAUUUAUUUGUAUAUACACUAUAUAGGCAGCUUUUUUUUGAAUUUUUAUUAGCAUUUUUAUACUGUAUUAAGUUUUCGUUAUGAAACCAAUUGAGCAGUAUGGAAUAAUAAUAAUUAUUAUUGUAGCAUGCUAAUGUCAUUGUGAUAUUUUGUUAUGUGUUAAACUUUAAGUUUGUAAGGUAAUUUGUGUUACUGCAAUAUUUUCAUGUAUAAUAAUAAGAAAAAGAAAUACUUCUAAAUUUCAAGACUGCAAUAUCAGCUCAAUAUUCUUAGAAACUGUAUAAGCAAAUUUUUAUGUCGACUGCUAACGCUGAAAUCCCCCAGUUUAGAAGUUGAAGAUAACCGUGCUUUCUUGUAUGAAGCGAAAUAUGCUAGUGAUUACAGAUAUUGACUGAAAUUAUCAGACAAAAGGUGAACAAGCUUUUCUGAGCAAUUUAAUGACAAUCUCCUGUAUUGACUAAACAUUACAAGCAUGGACAGAUUUCAGCGACCAACAUAUUGCAACUUUUGAAUGGGAUUAAAUGCAAUACUUUAUAUUUUUUAGCAUAUCAUAGCAUAUCAAUAGAAUUAAAUGACAAUAAAUACAUAAUUAAGAUAUUAACGAGAAUUUUUUUCAUACUUAGGUUGGGUUAGUACAAAACACUUUGUGUUCACUGAAAAUUGUUUUCUAAUAUUAUGCUUCUAGUUAUAAGAAUUUUUUUUACCAAAGGAUCGCCUAAAAUUCUAUUUUAAUACUAAUGCAGUUGUACAUGAAUAUGAAGUCAAUAUACACUAUACCCUAAAACAU
Molecule: messenger RNA, 3908 nt
Organism: Ceutorhynchus assimilis (cabbage seed weevil)
Lineage: Eukaryota; Metazoa; Arthropoda; Insecta; Coleoptera; Curculionidae
Source: the annotation of a GenBank genome assembly